This is a messenger RNA of Suncus etruscus (white-toothed pygmy shrew), 6021 nucleotides long. It is a transcript of the gene DAAM2, whose product is annotated as dishevelled associated activator of morphogenesis 2. NCBI's taxonomy places the organism in Eukaryota, Metazoa, Chordata, Mammalia, Eulipotyphla, Soricidae. The record is from RefSeq and is a predicted model, not a curated record. Bases 150 to 3392 code for a protein of 1080 amino acids. The transcript has 26 exons. Gene Ontology annotation, molecular function: actin binding; small GTPase binding. Gene Ontology annotation, biological process: regulation of non-canonical Wnt signaling pathway; positive regulation of canonical Wnt signaling pathway; actin cytoskeleton organization.
CCAGAGCGCAGUCCGGGGACCAGCGGCCAGCCACAGCCGCUGCAGCGGGGGCUUCGGGCUGCGGGGAGCGGCGGACGCGCCAUGGGGUCCACGGAAUCAAUGAGGACCUAGGCCAGCUGCCUCCUGACUAUCUCCCCCAGCCUGUCAUCAUGGCCCCCCGCAAGAGGAGCCGUAAUGGCCUGGGCUUCCUGUGCUGCUUUGGAGGCAGCGAGCUCCCUGAGAUCAACCUCCGGGACAACAAUCCUCUGCAGUACAUGGAGUUCUCCAGUCCCAUCCCGAACCCUGAGGAGCUCAACAUCUGCUUUGCAGAGCUGGUGGAUGAAUUGGAUCUCACUGACAAGAAUCGGGAAGCUGUAUUUGCUCUGCCACCAGAGAAAAAAUGGCAGAUCUACUGCAGCAAGAAGAAGGAGCAAGAAGAUCCCAACAAGAUGGCAACUAGCUGGCCUGACUUUUAUAUUGACCGUAUCAAUUCUAUGGCUGCAAUUCAGAGUCUGUAUGUAUUUGAUGAGGAGAAUAUGGAAAGGAGAAACCAGAUUGUGGAAGACCUGAAGACGGCUCUUAGAACACAACCUAUGAGGUUUGUGACUCGCUUCAUUGAGCUGGAGGGCUUGACCUGUCUGCUGAAUUUCCUCCGGAGCAUGGACCAUACCACCUGUGAGAGUCGCAUUCAUACCUCCCUCAUUGGCUGCAUCAAGGCUCUAAUGAACAACUCCCAGGGGAGGGCCCAUGUGCUGGCACAGCCUGAAGCCAUCAGCACCAUUGCGCAGAGUCUGCGCACAGAGAACAGCAAGACCAAGGUGGCAGUGCUAGAGAUACUGGGUGCUGUGUGCCUUGUACCUGGUGGCCACAAGAAGGUGCUGCAGGCCAUGCUCCACUACCAGAUGUAUGCUGCUGAGAGGACACGCUUCCAGACCCUGUUGAAUGAGCUUGAUCGAAGUUUGGGCCGAUACAGGGAUGAAGUGAAUCUGAAAACAGCCAUUAUGUCCUUCAUCAAUGCUGUUCUCAAUGCAGGAGCUGGAGAGGAUAAUCUGGAGUUCCGCCUCCAUCUACGGUAUGAGUUCCUGAUGCUGGGAAUACAGCCUGUGAUUGACAAGCUCCGUCAGCAUGAGAAUGCUAUCCUGGAUAAGCAUUUAGAUUUUUUCGAGAUGGUCCGAAAUGAGGAUGAUCUGGAGCUAGCCCGGAGAUUUGACAUGGUCCACAUUGACACCAAAAGUGCAUCCCAGAUGUUUGAGCUGAUCCACAAGAAGCUGAAACACACCGAAGCCUACCCUUGCCUGCUGUCUGUGUUGCAUCAUUGCCUGCAGAUGCCCUACAAGCGCAAUGGGGGCUACUUCCAACAGUGGCAGCUCCUGGACCGUAUCCUCCAGCAGAUUGUCCUGCAGGACGAGCGGGGCAUAGACCCAGACUUGGCUCCCCUGGAGAACUUCAAUGUCAAGAACAUCGUCAACAUGCUCAUCAAUGAGAACGAAGUAAAACAGUGGCGAGAACAGGCAGAGAAGUUCCGGAAAGAACAUUUGGAGCUGGUGAGCAAGCUGGAGAGGAAGGAACGAGAAUGCGAGACAAAGACAUUGGAGAAGGAAGAGAUGAUGCGGACAUUGAACAAGAUGAAGGACAAGCUGGCUCGUGAAUCCCAGGAACUGCGUCAGGCUCGAGGACAAGUGUCAGAGCUGGUGGCCCAAAUCACUGACAGCUCGACUAGAUCCGUAGUUUCUCCACCUCCUCCAGGAGGUCCGCUUACUUUGUCUUCCUCUGUGACAAGUGACCUGCCUCCACCCCCACCACCAUUGCCAUUUGACUGCUGCCCACCACCACCACCACCCCUUCCACCUGGUGUGCAUCCCACACCCCCAGGAGCUCCACCUUGCUUUAACUUGGACCGAACAUCCUCUUCUGACCCCUUAUUCAGCAAUGAGAUGCCACUCAGGAAGAAGUGUAUUCCCCAGCCUUCCCACCCACUGAAGUCCUUCAACUGGGUCAAGCUGAGUGCGGACCGUGUAUCUGGCACCAUAUGGAAUGAGAUGGAUGACAUGCAGGUGUUUCGGAUUUUGGAUCUACAGGACUUUGAAAAAAUGUUCUCAGCUUAUCAGAGGCACCAGGAGCUGAUAACUAAUCCCUCUCAGAAGUUGCAGAAAGAGCUGGGGUCCAAUGAGGACAUCUACCUGACUUCCCGCAAGGUCAAAGAACUGUCAGUCAUCGAUGGUAGGCGGGCCCAGAACUGCAUCAUCCUUCUCUCCAAGUUGAAGCUUUCAAAUGAGGAGAUACGGCAGGCCAUCCUGAGGAUGGAUGAACAGGAGGACCUGGCUAAGGACAUGCUGGAACAGCUGCUCAAGUUUAUCCCAGAGAAGGGGGAUGUGGACCUUCUGGAGGAGCACAAACAUGAGAUAGAGCGGAUGGCCCGAGCUGACCGCUUCCUCUAUGAAAUGAGCAGGAUCGAUCACUACCAGCAGCGACUACAGGCACUCUUCUUCAAGAAGAAGUUUCAGGAGCGGUUGGCUGAAGCCAAACCCAAAGUAGAAGCCAUUCUGCUGGCCUCCCAGGAGCUGAUCCUCAGUAAGCGUCUGAUGCGGAUGCUGGAAGUUGUGCUGGCCAUUGGCAACUUCAUGAAUAAAGGGCAACGUGGGGGUGCCUAUGGAUUUCGGGUGGCCAGCCUCAACAAGAUCGCUGACACUAAGUCCAGCAUUGACAGAAACAUCUCUCUGCUCCACUACCUGAUUAUGAUCCUGGAGAAGUACUUUCCAGACAUCCUGAACAUGCCCUCAGAGCUGAGGCAUCUCCCAGAAGCUGCCAAAGUCAACCUGUCAGAACUGGAAAAGGAGGUGAGCAACCUCAAGAUGGGGCUCAGAGCUGUUGAAAUGGAGCUGGAAUAUCAGAAAUGCCAGCUACGGGAGCCCAAUGACAAGUUUGUCCCAGUUAUGAGUGACUUCAUUACUGUCUCCAGCUUCAGCUUUUCAGAGCUGGAGGAUCAGCUCACUGAGGCCAGGAACAAGUUCUCCCAGGCCCUGUUGCACUUUGGAGAGCAUGACAGCAAAAUGCAGCCGGAUGAAUUUUUUGGAAUCUUCGACACCUUCCUGCAGUCCUUCUUGGAGGCCCGGCAGGACCUGGAGGCCAUGAGGAAGAAGAAAGAGGAGGAGGAGCGUCGGGCAAGAAUGGAAACCAUGCUGAAGGAGCAGCGGGACAGGGAACGAUGGCAGCGGCAGCGGAAGGUGCUGGCAGGCAGUGCGCUGGAGGAGGGUGGCGAGUUCGACGACCUGGUGUCCGCCCUGCGCUCCGGGGAGGUUUUCGACAAGGACUUAAGCAAGCUCAAGCGCAGCCGCAAGCGAUCCGGGAGCCAGGCGAUAGAAGCCACCCGCGAGCGGGAGCGAGAGCGGGCCAUUAACAGGCUAAAUUAUUGACCAGGGGAUUCACCAGGGCUGGAGGGGUGAGGGGAGACACCGGUGAUCCUGACAUAAUUGGUGCUGGGCUGGGAGCCCUGGGCUGGGUCCUGGGCAGACGGGUUGGGGUGGGUGGGGCUACAUGUGGCAGGACCAAGCGUCCCCCAGGUACCCGAAGGUGCCCCACUCGCCUCCUCUUCCCCUGCUUCUUUCUGAAUCCUGCCCCCCCUGGGGGCCUCUCAGCCUGACAUGGUCAUUUUCUUGCAAGGCCCCAGAAGAAGGGGUGCUGCUAACCCGCCUCCCCCAAAAGGCACCCACAUUUGGACCCUGCGUGAUUCCAGAUCUAGACCAUAAUCAUUCCCAAGCAUGGUCCAGAUAUAAUAUACAGUGGGGAGGAAAUUAGGUGGCAUAGUGGGGUAAAGCUUAGAUCCAACAUGGGGGGAAUCUGGAUUUCCAUCUCAAGAGGAGAUUGAAUGGAACAUUUAUGAGGGGCAGAAGGGCCUUUGAUAGAAAAGGAAGAGCAGGACCAAGAGAUCAGGACUCUGAGAGCAGUACCUGUUCCUCCUCGCUUGUCGUCUGGCCUUUCUGUCUCUUCUUUCCCUCCUCCAUGGUAGGCUCUGUAUUCCCAUCCUAAGUCCAGAACACUCCCUGAAGCUAUGUCUCCCUCUUAGAUCUUAGUGAGUCCCCUAAGAGGAAGAGGUCAAGAAAACUCCCACUUACCACACCUUGUGCCUUGGGUGUAGGGUUUCUCUCCUAGAAGACUCCUCCCACAUCUCUCACUAAAACAAGACCCUGAUCUGGAAUGGGGGACAGUAUGACCCCCUCAGGUGGGCAGGAGGUAUUCCCACAACUCCUCACUAGAGGGCAGCACUUGAAUGCGUCAUUCUUCCAAGAUCUGCCCAAUGCCACAUUAGGAAAAACCCACAUCUUGCCCCAAUGUGAGCCUCAGUGACUGCCACUCUGUUCAGCCUGCAAGAGUCCAUUUCCAACUUCAUUGUGUUCUUUAAGGCUGGCCCUGGGACAUCAGUGCCUGAGAGGGCAACAGAGACCAGGGUCCCCUCUCUAUCACUGUCAUUGAUAGGGUGUUCCUUCCUUUGAGGCCUUCAUUAGAGAUGGUCCAGACCCCAGCAGACCAGAGAAAGUGGGGGCUGGGGGGAAGAGCUUCUAGGAUGGAAGGUGUGCUAAGGGCCAAGUGAAAAGCUAAGAAGAGGGUUCCAGAUCCCCUUCCUGGUUACUUGAUUAGGUUCUUCCUCCAAUUUGGGUCCUCUUGACCCCUCUCAUCUCCUUGGGGAGGAGGGAAAGAGCCACUUGGAGAUAAAUCCUGACCCUGGUUAAAGUAGAGAAAGGCCUCCUUGAAGUUUUUGUUUUCACUGUAUUCUCCCCAAGCUAGUUGACCUUUAUUCUCUGACCCCAGGCCCUAAUACCCUCCCACUCCUGCUGUCCUUCCCUUCCUUUCUCCCUCUUCAACCUGGUCCUCUGGCUCAGGGCUAUUGCCAUUGGACAGACUGGUGGGCUGGGCCCACUUUUCAGCUGUAGCAGAUUUCCUAGGGGUGGUUGCAGGGGAGGACUACUGAUGAGCCCCGCAUGUGUGUUGGUUUGAGGAGUAAAGAAUCGGAGCUAGGGCAGGCCUGGCCUGGAGCAGAGAGCCCAUCCUGGAUCCCAAGUGAGGGCAAGACAAAGAAAGGCUCCUGGAAGAGCAACCACAGAGCUUUGCUGCAACUGUGCCACUCAAGAAGCUGGCACUGGAGGGUGGGGCCUCUAAGGGUUUCUCUCAAAUGGGUCAGUCUGGACUGGCAGCGUCGACCUGACUCACUCGGGAAGAGAAAAGCAUGGGGUAGGGAAAGGCUCUGGUUUUGUUCCACAGGCUUGUCCAAGCCAAACAUCCCCACCCACCUCAAAAGAUGCAAUACACACGGAAAAGGAACAUGGAAGCUGGACAAGAUGCGAUGGAGCCAAGGAGAGUAGUUUCUUGAACUGUUUACAGAGGACACAUGCAUUGUUCCAGAGGUCGGGCUUCUCACACACCCCAAAGAAUUUUUUCUUCAUCCCUAUUUAUUAUUUUCAAGAUCUGGCCAGUGGCUCUAGCAACAGCUGCCACUAAGCUAGGUCUCCAAUAGUGCCUUGGACCAUGAACCCUCAUGGCCCCCUCAGCAAAAGGGCUGGUGCCCUGCAGAAUGCUGAGCCAGUCCCUGAGAUGCACAAUGUUUACACCGACAGUAUUUGUUCCUAGGUUUUGAUUUCCCUAUCCAUGCCCCAUUCCCCUGCCAUCUUGAGGCAGAUUUCACCAGCUGUUUAAUUUCGUGUUCAUUGUAAAAUUCAGUUAAACUGAAGCAAACUGUCUCUUCUCAGCAUCAGCACCAACCCCAACCCUCCCCUGCAAUGAAGUAAGGUGUAGUGGGAGAGAACAUACUCCAGGUGUGUGUGUGGGGGAAGAGUCCAGGCUAGGGUCUUCCCCCAAUUCCCAUCAACUAGGCACCCAUCUUCACUUCUGCCAAAAUGCUUUUCCAUCAAGGCCACUCUCCUGUGGUCUCAGACGACAAAUUGAGGCACAUGUACAAAAUCUGUGGUGACCUUUUCACCUGCACCUUUUUUUUUUACAAGAAUAUAUUGUAAUACUAAAAAAAUAUUAAAUCCAUACCAUUCCCACCCA